Molecule: messenger RNA, 3216 nt
Organism: Cylas formicarius (sweet potato weevil)
Lineage: Eukaryota; Metazoa; Arthropoda; Insecta; Coleoptera; Brentidae
Gene: Lgr4
Product: relaxin receptor 2
Exons: 21
Coding region: 203-2623 (806 amino acids)
Biological process (GO): G protein-coupled receptor signaling pathway
Cellular component (GO): membrane
Molecular function (GO): protein binding; G protein-coupled receptor activity
Source: RefSeq, a predicted model, not a curated record
GUUAUUUGCGCGUAUCCUCCUCAGGCGUCGUCGCGAAUCGACGUCCAAUGUGUUAACGCGUCUUCUUUGCGAACGUGACAAAUGAUUUAAAUUCAAAAACAAUCGAACCGUCAUCGCCUAUAACGAAGAAUCUGUCGUCGACCAAUAUAAUUAAAACUGAUGGUGGCCGCGCGUGUGAAAAUCCGAUCAUGGCGGUCGCAAAAUGGAUUUUAACCGAGACGGCGUCGGAAGUAUCAGGGUGAAUCGGAAGUGUUUUAUCGUGACAACGAUGUUGUUGACGUUUCGAAUGUUGAUGGUGUUGACUUUGACGAUGGUCGCGGGUUCAGAAGAUUCGCUGGUACACAUCCUGAAGGGUAUUUGUCCGGUGGGCUACUUUCAGUGCGUUAAUGACACCAUUUGUGUACCCCAGAACAACCAGUGCAACGGUCAAAACGACUGCCCCUCUGCCAGUGACGAACUCGACUGCGAUGACAAGUUUGACAACGAGUACUACGACCACCUGUAUAGAAAAAACCCGAUAGCGGAACAUGACGAUUUCAAUCAAACGUGUGGCCUGUCGUAUAAAGGAGCUUGUCUCUGCAGAGCGCGGGACUUGCUGUGUCAUCACCUGCAGUACUCCAAGGCCCCUGGGGAUCUACCCCGGGAAUUCAUCGACAUAUUGGAUUUUCACGGGAACAACUUCACCGUGCUCAGCGGGGAUUCCCUGGAGACCGUCCCGGAUAACGUAAAUAAAUUAAGCCUGGUUCACUGCAACGUCGGCCAAAUAACACCCGGGGCAUUUUUCCUGCUGCGCAGCCUUCGGUAUUUACAUUUAUCCAACAACCAUCUCAAGACUAUUCCACCGAACAUUUUCCCACCAGAAAACCAUCUGAUGACGUUGUCUUUGAUGCACAACGCCAUCGUCUCGAUUCAUCCAGAUGCGUUCGUCAAUUUGAAGUACCUGAUCGAACUCGACCUGAGGGGAAAUCAGAUCGAGAAAGUCGACGGCAAAGUUUUCAUCAAUCUGCAAAGUUUGGCGAUACUAUAUCUGCAAAACAACCGGAUUAAAUAUCUGCCAACGGAUGUGUUUCCACCGCUGCCCGUGUAUCAGAUAUCGCUGGCAGAUAACAAGAUCACCGUGAUUGAAGAGGGCGCGUUUUCCAAUCUGGCCUCCCUGAAGAGUUUAUACAUUUCCAACAACCGCCUUGAGCACAUCAGCAAUGGAACUUUCAAGAACCUGACGAACCUAGAAGGACUAACUCUCAACGACAACGUGAUCGAUUCGAUCGAAGCUGGAGCGUUUCAAGACGUGCCACGGUUAACUUCGUUGAAACUGGAAAGAAACCGGUUCAGAUCGGUGGACAAGGCCGUGUUGGCACCGCUGAAAAACUUGCACAACAUAUACUUCGACCGUUUCGAGAUGUGUUCAUUCGCUGCCCACGUCAGGGUCUGUCAGCCCCACGGGGACGGCAUCUCCAGCCACGAGCAUUUGCUCGACAACAUCAUCUUGAGGACUUGCGUAUGGGUAAUAGGCGCGGUAGGCCUCGCGGGCAAUCUGCUGGUACUGCUCGGUCGGAUGUUCGCACCAGCCAACAACGUAGUGCAUUCCCUCUACCUCAGGAACCUCGCAUUGUCCGACUUGCUGAUGGGAGUGUACUUAUUCAUUAUAGCGUCUGCAGAUACGAAUUACCGAGGCGUCUACCUACGUUACCAGUACCUGUGGCGUCACAGUUACGUGUGCAAUAUAUGCGGUUUUUUGAGCACCCUCUCGUGCGAAUCGUCCGUCCUGAUACUCGCGCUCGUCACGUGGGACCGGUUCAUUUCCGUCACGCAGCCACUGGCGCGCAAACAACCGUCACCGCGCGCAGCCGCCUUGACACUGCUGGCUCUGUGGUCUGUGGCCGUGUUGAUCGCGAUCUUUCCGAUCGGCGGCUUCGCCAGGGCCUACUUCGGCGACGAAUUUUACGGCAACAACGGCGUGUGUCUUUCUCUGCAUAUCCACGAACCGUACGCGAAGGGCUGGGAAUAUUCGGCGGUGAUGUUUAUCAUGGUCAACGCGAUGGCGCUGGUGUUCAUAUCGUACGCCUACCUGCGUAUGAUUCAAGAAAUCCGUGCCAGCGGCGUCGCCUGCCGGUCGACGAGACAGAGCCGAGAUCGAGACAAAGUCGCUCAACGUUUCGGCAUAAUCGUUUUAACUGAUUGCCUCUGUUGGGUCCCCGUUAUCGUAGUAAAACUAGUGGCACUUGCCGGUGUGCCCAUUCCGGAAAAAUUGUAUGCUUGGCUGGCCAUUUUUAUUUUGCCAAUUAAUUCGGCGUUGAAUCCGGUGCUAUAUACGCUGAUGACAACCGUAUUUAAAAAACAGUUGAGGAAGUUGGUCAACUCCUGCGUACACAAGAGCAAACCGGAAAACAUGCCCCAGUCGGCUUCAGAAUCCGGAUUCAGUUUGAGUUUCGGUAUGUUCCCGCUAAGCGGCAGCACCAAGCGCGGCCUCACGAAUAGGGUAAUGAAAUUUCUACGGUUUCGGAAUUCUUUAUCAUUAUGGUACACAGAGCAGCCUUACCACAAGCAAGAACAGCUGGAAGAGGUCGACUCCAGUGUAAAGACAGGUAGUAUCAACGAAUUACUUUUCAACAAAAUUUGUUAAAAAAAAUCGAGUCGGCUUUGACACAUUUUUUAGUUCAGGCCUCUUGCCCAUCGAAGAACACAACGAUACAGUUGUGUUGUUAAAGACUGUUCUUUAUGAAAUAAAAAUAAGGGGGAAAUACGUUUUUAGGUAACUAGUUAUCGUCUUCAUUAUUGUAUUUCAGUUUUGUAAAAUUGUAAUUAAGCAAAAUCGAAUUUUGUACAAAUAUUUGUAAAGUGAAUGGCCGUGGUUAUGAUGUUUAAAACGCUACAUAUUUUAAUAAUUUUAUGUCAAUUAUCAAUUAAUAUUUUUGUAAUACAGAAAUACUCAAACAAUUGAUGUCUGGUGGGAAAUCUUAGUGUAAGAAUAUUUGUUAUUCGAUGUCGAAAUAAGUAACUGUCUGUGAUUUUUUAGAUAAGAAUUUAACUAUAAAUAAAGCGCAUGAUGACAUAAACGUAAUAGGGUGAAUAAUGUAGACGAAUUAAAAUGAUGUUUGCCUGGUUAUUUGCCUAAUAAUUUUAAUCUUAUAAAAAAAUUAUUAAUUUUUACCGAAAUGUACGUUUUCAAUUUAUUGGCAACGUGUUCUUGGUGUGGUGUUUAAUUUUUAGAGCAAA